This is a messenger RNA of Larimichthys crocea (large yellow croaker), 2394 nucleotides long. RefSeq names its product interleukin-18 receptor accessory protein. Gene Ontology annotation, biological process: interleukin-18-mediated signaling pathway. The coding region runs from base 233 to 1876 and encodes 547 amino acids. Gene Ontology annotation, molecular function: interleukin-1 receptor activity; interleukin-18 receptor activity. NCBI's taxonomy places the organism in Eukaryota, Metazoa, Chordata, Actinopteri, Sciaenidae. The record is from RefSeq and is a predicted model, not a curated record. The transcript has 12 exons.
CUUAAAUGUGUCCUGUGAAAAUGAUGUGCCUCAUGUAACCACCAAAGAGGCGAGGUGUAAACGUUGAUGAGAAAAUACCAAGAACUCCAGAUGUGGUUAUGUAUGUGGUGAGUAAACAUCAGACCGUUAGAAAGACAGAAAAACAUGUCAGGAAGACACACAUCAUGCAUCGGCAUUUAUCAGUAUCAUGACUGAAAUCAACCGGCAGUGUUUAAAGAUUUAGAGAUACAGGAUGCAAGCUGGAUACGUUGUGUUUUUUGUUUUCUUUCCCAUCUUGUUGGAGGGAUGUUGUAUGGGAAGAAGCCGACGAAAGAAACAAACAGGGCAUCGGCAGAAUAUUACCACAUACUACUAUAGAGCCGUGGAAGGUGAAAUGUUUAUGAUGCCGUGUUUCAAAAAUGAGAAUGGAGUUGAGGAAGUGGUCUGGUCUAUGACUGGAGAAGGCAGGGAAGGAAAUGACCGCCCAUGUUUUCACUGCCAGUGGAAGUUCCUAGCAGAAGAAAAGCAUUCUGGAAAGUACACAUGCCUCACACGAAACUUGUCCUUCCAUCUACAGGUGGUGAAGAGGAGUCUAGAAUGCUCCCAGCCUAAAGAGAGCAGUCAAUUGCUGUUUGUGGGAAUAGGUGGAGGGAUCAACUGCCCAGGUUGCAUCUGUAGUAACAACACAGAGACAAAUGUCACCUGGUACAAGGGUACGACAGCUGUGUCCACGUGGAAUCGAUCCACCUGUGGGAAAAAUGGGAGCUUAUAUUUUUGCAAAGUCGAUCCAAGGGAUACUGGUCUAUAUUUCUGUGACAGACAAAUGAUUGAGCAAGGAAUCAAAUUGACCGUCAGGAGGGCUGUUAAUGUCACAGUCAUAUCUUGUGAAAGACGCCCUCCCAACAUUACGUACCCUGAUGUCAACAAGACAGAAGAAGUGGAGCUCGGUCAGUCUCACACUCUUACAUGUGAGAUAAAUUUUCCUUUUGAGGCAAAGUUUUCACCAGUGGUGCAGUGGUACAUGCAUUAUGGUGGCAACAUUGAAGAUAUGACUCUACUAUCCAUGGAGAAGAAAGACGAGAAGGAAACCCCACCAAGAUGGGUCAAGGUCACACAAACAGCCAUCAUAAAAAAGGUGACUCUACAACAUCUGAACAACACAUAUACCUGCAUGGCCAGUAAUACAGUUGGAAACAGCAGUGUCACCAUCAAGCUCAAGAAGAAAAUUAAAGCAAAUUGGCCGUCGCUGGUUCGGUAUCCCAUUGUGUCAUUGCUGGUGGUAUCUGGGCUGGGAAUCGUUUUGCAUGUGAAAUGGUUGGAACUGCAACUUAUCUACAGAUCCCACUUCAGACAUGGACAACUUGAUACAGAGAAAAAAGAGUUUGAUGUGUUUCUGUCAUAUGUGUGCACAUCAGAAGAGGUGGAAGGAGUUUCGAAGGAAGCAUGUGAAACCACCCCGAAGCCGCUAGAAGUGCUGCUACGCCAAGUUUUAGAGGACCAAUGGGGGUAUCGCCUCUGUCUGAUGGAGAGAGAUGUGAUUCCUGGAGUAUAUACAAGUGAUGUGGUUCUUGCAAUACAGAGAAGCCGUAUGCUUAUCUGUCUCCUGUCAGCUGAAUACCUCUCGAACAACAAUGCUAUAUUUGUUCUGGAAUCAGGAGUUCAGGCUUUGCUGCAAAAGUCUGCCCUCAAACUCCUGCUAAUAUGGACCAAUAAAGCCCCAGCAGCCCUCAUCCAUCCGGACCUGCCCACACAGGUCCAGAGGGCCUUGAAGGUGCUACCCAGAAUGUACUGGACCUCAGGACAACCUGUCAGAGCCACCAGCGACUUCUGGAAAUCUUUGAGGAAGGCCAUGCCUGAUCACAGAAUGAAGCUUGUUUCACUCAUAAAGCCCCAGUGAUUUAAGACUGUGUUACCUAUGACAUUUAUUUCCUAACAUGAUGUACAGCAUAUAUAUAUAUAUUUUUUUUUUAAAUCAUAUUUAUUGUAAGAUGCAGCUUGUUGCUACACUCUUUAUUACAACGGUUUAAAACUUGAAUUGGCAAAUGCGUCAAGGAAGUUUCCAUGAUGGUAGGGAUGCCAAAUCAUAACGUGUCGUUUUUAAAUGUAAGGAAAAAAGAAAUGAGUCACCGUUGUGUUAUGCUCAGGGCUCAAGGUAUGUAGUGGUGUGUCAUGUUUGAUUCCCAUAUGUACCAAAAAUAGACUGUGUCCAUUAAACAGUGCGGAAUUAUCAAUUACCUCAGCUCUACAAUUUAAAGCAUUAAAAUGAAAGAACAGAAUUUAAAUGUUUAUAUUUUAACAAACAAAAUGCACUCGGUAAAAAUAUAAAGAAUUAUCAUUUCUGUGGCAGCUGAAAUACAACAAACGUGUUGUAAGGUUUGUCAUGUAUUCUUGGAGCAAUAAACACUUGACACAUUA